This is a messenger RNA of Hypanus sabinus (Atlantic stingray), 7507 nucleotides long. RefSeq names its product formin homology 2 domain containing 3b (gene fhod3b). The record is from RefSeq and is a predicted model, not a curated record. The coding region runs from base 435 to 5510 and encodes 1691 amino acids. Gene Ontology annotation, molecular function: actin filament binding. The transcript is spliced from 30 exons. Gene Ontology annotation, cellular component: cytoplasm; cytoskeleton. Lineage: Eukaryota; Metazoa; Chordata; Chondrichthyes; Myliobatiformes; Dasyatidae. Gene Ontology annotation, biological process: sarcomere organization; cortical actin cytoskeleton organization; cardiac myofibril assembly.
UGGCAGAAUUAAAUAUUUAUUUUUAAAAACCCGAUAGGCGAAGCAGCAGCGACGAAAAACGUAGCAACAGUAAAUGGGGAUCGAGACACACAUGCUUGUUUAUUGCACGAUUGGUGACCUCUCGGCUGCGGCCUCCUGAGCUCGCCGAGUUUAACAGCUGGGGGGCGCUGAGUGGCCGGUGCUUAUCGCUCGGCCUGGAGGUGCGGAAGCCGCUCGCUGUCUGCUCUCCUGCGGAGAACGGCUGAUGGAUGGAUUGAUGGAAGGAAGGAGGGGGAGCUCUUCACCCUUCUCUCUCCAGACUUUGGAUUAGCUGAGUUACGAGCGGCAGGAGCCGGUGCCCGUACUACAAAAAGCCCUUGCUGGGCGAGCUGGCUGGCUCGGAAACAGAUUCAUUUCUCUAUCCCUUUCUCUCUGCCUCUGUUUAUGGACAGGCCAUGGCCACCUUGCUCUGCAGAGUCCAGUUCCUCGAUGACACCGAUCCGUUCAACAGCACCAACUUUCCAGAGCCCACCCGCCCCCCGCUCUACACUUUCCGGCAGGACAUUUCUCUUAUCAAUCAGAUCGCGGGAGUGCACCGACUGUUGCAGGCUCCGCACAAGCUUGAUGACUGUGCUCUGCAGUUAUCUCACAAUGGUACCUACCUGGAUCUGGAGUCUAACUUGGCAGAACAGAAAGAUGAAUUGGAAGGAUUCCUGGAGGAUCCUGGGAGGGGAAAGAAACACAGCAUGAUCCUGCGUACACAGCUCUCGGUUAGAGUCCAUGCCUGUAUUGACUUGCUGAUGGAACAGAAUUUUGCAUCAGUGAGCUUGAUUAACAUCUGUCCAGAAAAACUCUACAAUUCGUGUGGCCGGGAACUCAGAAGAGCCCUUUUUUCUCUCAAGCAGAUAUUCCAGGACGACAAAGAUUUGGUUCAUGAGUUUGUCGUUGCUGAGGGUCUGACAUGUUUGAUAAAAGUUGGAGCAGAAGCAGAUCAGAACUACCAGAAUUACAUACUGAGAGCCCUUGGCCAGAUUAUGCUCUAUGUGGAUGGAAUGAAUGGGGUGAUAGGCCACAACGAGAGUAUCCAAUGGCUGUACACACUCAUUGGCUCAAAGUUCCGCCUGGUGGUGAAGACAGCCCUGAAGUUGCUGCUGGUUUUUGUGGAGUACACAGAGUCGAAUGCACCACUGUUCAUCCAGGCAGUCCUCACAGUUGACCAGAAAAGAGGUGUGAGGUCAUGGUCAAAUGUCAUGGAAAUACUGGACGAGAAGGAUGGCAUUGACACAGAACUUCUCGUUUACACAAUGACUUUAAUAAAUAAGACAUUGGCAGGAUUGCCUGAUCAAGAUUCCUUCUAUGAUGUAGUGGACUGUCUGGAAGAACAAGGAAUGGAAGCUAUUUCACAGAGACACUUGAACAAAAAAGGAACUGACUUGGACUUAGUGGAACAAUUCAAUAUUUAUGAGAUGAGCCUGAAACAUGAAGAUGGAGAUGAUGAUGUUAGUAUGAAUGGUCGGAAAGAUAGGCGAAGAUCAAGCCUUGGUUCGAAUGAACGGCGUGGCUUAGAACGACGGAGAAGUCGGAGGCAUUCUAUCCAGAAUAUCAAAAGUUCGUUGUCUGCCCCUGCCAGCCCAAGCAGUCCAUUGCCUGGACAUUUAAGUCCACACUUCAUGUCACCCAGUGGUCAGAGACUUGAAGAACUCAAUGAAAACAGCGAUGUAGUUCAGCACAGCAUGACCAGCCAGCCCAAUGAAGCAAGCCCCUCUGAUGAUGUAUUUGAAGGCAUUCACACACCGUUUAAUGAAGACGAGGAAUGCGAGGAGGAAUAUGCUGAAGAAGAGCAGCCAGUUACUGAACCUAACACUGAGGAUGAGGGGGAAGAAGACCCCCCUUGUCAGGGUCAGGCAAGUGGGUUGAAACCAGACACAGCAAUCGAACAAGCAGAAAAUAGCCCCCAGAGUACAAAAUAUGUAGCAAGCUUCAUUCCUGUGCCUGAAGAGAGAGGAUCUGCCAGCCAGUUCCAGACUUCUGAAACACAGAGCCCUUCAGCUAUCUCUCCUCCUCAGUCACCUAGUUCUUCUGGUGGUUCUCAGUAUUCUUUGCAGCUAUCAUCAUUGACAUCUUCAUCGUCAUCCAUUGCCAUUCCUCAUUCACCAGUGGGUUUGCCAAACAGCCCGCAAGAUUCAUCAGCAAACAUUAACCUAACUCUCUCUCCCACGGUUGAGAAGUUGCCAUAUCUUCCUCAAUCACCUUUUCAUCUAUUCUCAUAUGAUCUGAGUGAAAUUCCUUCAAGAACCAAAGAAAAGGAAGCAGAAAUGAAGCAAAACAGUCAGUCGGAAUCUUCCUACAUGAACAAAUGCUCUGACUCUUUUGAACCUUAUACACCCAGGUCUUCUAAUAGAUACAGCAGCUAUGGUAGCAGUGCCUACUCAGGAUGUCGAUUGUACUCUGGGCUAAAUAUACCCACUACCUCCAGCUUUCACUACAAGACCUCAAUCUCGCCUGCUCCUGAGGCUAAAUCUGAAAGGCCAGUACUGGGAGGUCUUCUGUCCUCAUCAUACCGACAACAUCAGGAAUCGUUGGCAGCAGAGAGAGAGAAACGACGCCAAGAGAGAGAAGAGCGAUUACAGCGGAUAGAACGGGAAGAGAGAAACCGAUUCAAUCGGGAAUAUAUAGAAAAACGAGAAGAGCAAAGACUGGCAAGAGAAGAAAGAUACAAGUACCUGGAAAAAUUAGCAGCCGAGGAAUAUGAGAAGGAGGCCAGGAAUCGGGUGCCUCGGGCACGCAGUGACCUUUCCAUUAGCCUGAGUUCAUCUGCAGCCCCAUCGUCUCCCAUCCCAAUUUGUGGGACUCCCCCUCCAGAGCCCUGGCAAGAGCACAAGUGUCCGUCCAGACGGAGUGAGUCGUCUCAGCCUAUUGAAGUCUCUGCGAGUGAGCCAGAGCAGGAGCCCGAGCUUGAGUUAAAGCCUGAAGCAGAAGCUAAGGGAGAAGCCAAGGUGGCCCGUGACAGAAACCCAGCUGAACUGAGACCAGGACUGGACAGAGAGCAGAGACCAGAUCGAGAGCCAGAAGAAAACGUAACACUGAGUGAAAAGGAGAGACAGAAUGAAGAGCUGAACGAGAAAGAUAACUGUUCGGCGUCCAGCAUCUCUUCAGCCAGCAGCACUUUAGAAAGAGAAGAGAGGGAAGACAAAGUAGCCAGUGACAAUGAAACUGGUAAAUGGAUGCAGAGCAUUAAGGAUGUCAGUGUAAAUGAUCAGUGCAGCAACAUUCUCAAUAACAAACGGUUCAUGCUGGACAUGUUGUAUGCACAGAACAAAAGUGGAGUUGAUGAUGCUGAAGAAACACAGCCUGAGACGCAAGAGGAGGAGAAACAAGAGUCCCUUGCAAGUCUGGCCAGUCGGAUCUCCAAUCUGCAGGCCAACAAGCAAGCUACUGAGGGCAACGUGAAGAAAAUGGAGGUUGACCAUUUGGAGAACCAAGGCAGUGUGAAAGCUUUCACUGAAAAGUUUAACAGUGGGGAGCUGAGCAAAGGACCUGCCCCAUCUGACUGUGAAACAACCACUAAGACUGUGGAUAAAGUGACUGCACAACCCAAAAAGGAAUCUGAUUACAUCUGGGAUCAAUUAUUGGCCAAUCCUCGGGAUUUAAAAAUCAAAGAUAUAGACUUCACAGAUUUGGAAGACGAAGAUGAUGUGGAUGUGUUGGACAUGGAAAACUUGCUUAGUUCUAGUGACUCAAUACUUCCUCCACCACCACCACCCCCACCUUCUUUCGUGGGCUUGCCUCCCCCUCCACCACCCCCUUUACUGCAUUUGCCACCUCCUCUUCCAGUACAUGGCAUGUUGGUACCCCCACCUCUACCUACAGGCCUCCAUCAACAGUCUGGGUCACUGCACCCAUCCAGGGGUGAGCCAACUUUCAUUAAGAAAAAGAAAACCAUUAGGUUGUUCUGGAAUGAAGUCCGACCAAUUGACUGGCAGUUUAAAAAUCGGAAGCGAUGCAAGGAACCGCUUUGGACCCAAUUGGAACCUGUGAAAGUGGAUGUAUCCAAGUUGGAGCAUCUUUUUGAAUCUAAAUCCAAAGAGCUGCCAGUCACCAAGAAAACUGCUGCAGAUGGGAAGAGACAAGAAAUCAUUGUGUUAGACUCAAAGCGAAGCAAUGCUAUUAACAUUGGACUGACUGUAUUACCUCCUCCAAGAACAAUCAAGACUGCAAUCCUUAACUUUGAUGAAUAUGCAUUGAACAAAGAAGGAAUAGAGAAAAUCUUGACCAUGAUUCCCACUGAAGAGGAAAAGCAGAAGAUCCAAGAAGCCCAAUUGUUGAAUCCUGACAUUCCUUUAGGUUCUGCAGAGCAGUUUCUUCUAACCUUGUCUUCCAUUAGCGAACUCUCAGCUAGACUCCAGCUCUGGGCCUUCAAGCUGGACCAUGAAACAGUGGAGAAGGAAAUUGCAGAGCCUCUUCAAGAUUUGAAAGAAGGAAUGGACCAGUUAGAGAAUAACAAAACUUUAAGAUAUAUCCUGGCUACGUUACUGGCAAUAGGGAACUUCUUAAAUUCAUCAAGUGCCAAAGGCUUUGAGCUGGGGUACUUGGAGAAAGUUCCAGAGGUGAAAGACACGGUGCAUAAGCAGUCUCUUCUGCAUCACAUUGCAACCAUUGUGGUGGAAAAGUUUCCAGAUAGUUCAGACCUGUACUCUGAGAUCGGGGCCAUCACAAGGUCAGCCAAGGUUGACUUCAACCAGCUUCAGGAAAAUCUUUGUCAAUUAGAGCGGAGAUGCAAAGCCUCAUGGGAUCACCUAAAGGCAAUUGCAAAACAUGAAAUGAAGCCCUCCCUUAAGCAGAAAAUGUCUGAAUCCCUGAAGGAUUGUGCUGAGAGGAUCAUCAUUUUAAAGAUUGUUCACAGAAGAAUAAUAAACAGAUUCCAUGCAUUUCUGCUGUUCAUGGGACAUCCCCCACAUGCAAUCCGAGAUGUGAACAUUCACAAGUUCUGUAAGACUAUCAGUGAAUUUGCUCUUGAAUAUCGAACCACCAGGGAGCGAGUAUUGCAGCAAAAACAGAAACGAGCCAAUCAUAGAGAAAGAAACAAGACCAGAGGCAAAAUGAUUACAGAUACAGGAAAGUUCUCCAGCAAUACCAUCUCGACUGAGACCCAGCCACAGGGACUAGAGUAUGAAGAAGAGGUAGCAGAACAUGAAAAUAUGAAAGCAGUGCUUAAAACCUCUGUACCAAGUGGAGAAGUUACUGCUGGAGUUCUGGGCAUGCGAACCCGAACAAGAGCAAGCCGAGGUCACGUUGGCUCAUGGACUCCAGGAAAUGACGACUCCCCAAAUGCCACAGAUGAUGCUGCUGAUGAAAUCAUGGAUCGGAUUGUAAAGUCUGCGACUCAAGUGCCAAACCAGCGAGCUGUGCCUAGAGAACGGAAGCGGUCCCGUGCAAACAGGAAAUCUUUAAGAAGAACAUUAAAGAAUGGCUUGACACCAGAAGAGGCCAAAGCACUUGGUUUGGUCAGCACUUCUGAGAUGCAAGUGUGAAGAGCACGGAGCGUGAAAUAAAACAGAUAGCAUCACUUGCUCUUGACCAAGGCACAGCUAAAACCAUUCAACUGGCAACCAUUUGCUGCUCGUGGUAUCCAGUCAUCAGCCAGCUCCAUUCAUCAUAUGAUGCAUAUGAGAAAUGAGCUAGAAAGAGAUGGCACAUUUGGCACUAAAGUUCUGACAGCUUUUUUUUAAAAAACAGGAUUGUUUGGAAGUAUUUAUUCCUAGGUAAAAGUAUUGCUUUUUAAAAAAUCUAACUGAAGUGAUUAGAAACCUUUAAUGGGUAAGCUGUUGUAUGUGUUUUGUUUACAUUGGCUUUACUUGUGACCUAUUUGUGUAGCAGUAAUGCACCAUUUAAGUGUAAGAACCAGGCCUUAAGGAGACAGUGUGCUGAUGUUGGUUGGCCGCAAACCUAACCUACAUCCUAAUAAGGGAUUUAAUACAACUUGACAAGGAACCAUUCAAUUCUAAAUAGUAUUAUUUUAUAGGCCUCUUUGGUCUUCUUAUCGUCUUGGGAGUAUCAUUGCCAUUGUUUUAUUUUCUAUGUUUCUAGGAAUGCCUUCUAAAGUUUUAUGGGAUGCUGGGUAAGCAAGAAGAUUUAAGGUGCUCAUACAGUCAAUAGGCAUCACUAUAUUCAGCAGUUGAUUUAAUUAUUCAAGGUUGAAAGGGAUGAUAUUUAUAAAGGAUAAAUUCCCCUUUUUAAAUAAUAAAUGUCGUAGCUGUUUUUAACAUAAGUAUUUCAGUAAAACUUUUUUGACCAUUUUCGGUAAGAGUAGGUAAUUGGGUUAAAUUGAUUAUGAGCAUCCUAAUGGCACAGAAUGCAUUGGUACCUCAAGAAAUAAAGGUUCAUGGUGCACAUGGACUUUGUUAAUUAGCUGCUGAUUAGAGCUCAGAACAAAUUAAAUUUAAUCAUUGACAAAUGUAGAAAGUUCCAAGAGCAUUUGGCAACUAAAUGUUUAAGAUAUAGUUACAUAUAAAGCUGUUUUCCCAAUAUGCUGCGGGCAGCCAUGGCUCACACUUCCUUGAUUCCAGAAUGGCAUGGCAAUUGUUGAUCUGGAUACCCCAUUUUGGCUUGAACAUUGAAAUAAAGGGAGCAGUUGUGGCAAAAAGGGAUACAAUAUUUCAGAAGGUGAAUGACAGCAUAAAUUCUGCAAAGGUACUAUUCUUGUAUAAAAACCUGCAAAGUUUUGACUGUUUCAGUAACAGCAUACACAUGUAUUGCACCUGAGAAUGAAAUCACUUGAUAGAAAAACAAGCCAUUAAGUUGAAUCCUGAUAAUGCGCAAACAGUCCCCAAUUCCUUUGCAUAACAUGCGUUAUUUUUGCUCCCUUCAAUUAGGUUAAUACAGAAAAUAGAUUCUCAAACUUGAUUAUUUGGCUUGAGUUGUUGGAUUGGUGUUGACCAGUGAGGAAUGGAAGAUAUAAGUCUGCUUAUUUGCCUAGUUUGCUUCGUUAGUUAAAUUACUUACUACCUAUACAGGUAAAGGAACCCUCAAUACUGGUUUGCUGGCAUAGGACGUCCCUAAACAUAUUAAUAAGCAUCAGAGAUGCUCACUUGAAUAAAAUAUCUCAUGUAAUUUUUUAAUAUGUUAUGAAGAUUCAUGACCAUGUCGACCUAGGACAGGGGUCAGCAACCUUUACCACUGAAAGAGCCACUUGGACCCGUUUCCCACAGAAAAGAAAACACUGGGAGCCGCAAAACCCGUUUGACAUUUAAAAUGAAAUAACACUGCAUACAACGUUUUUUUUGCCUUUAUGCUAUGUAUAAACAAACUAUAAUGUGUUGCAUUUAUGAAAUUGAUGAACUCCUGCAGAGAAAACGAAAUUACAUUUCUGCAUGCAACAAAAACAUUUUGAACUCCGAAAAAAAGACGUUGGGUUGAAAGUUACUUUUAAGUAAAAUAUUCAAUGUCUAUUUGAGUCCUUCUUGUAUUUAUGAAAAACGCCGAACUUAAAUUUUCCGCCAGCAGCAAACCAAAAAUAACGUCAGCCAGC